Molecule: messenger RNA, 1464 nt
Organism: Aspergillus steynii IBT 23096
Lineage: Eukaryota; Fungi; Ascomycota; Eurotiomycetes; Eurotiales; Aspergillaceae
Product: general substrate transporter
Exons: 4
Coding region: 1-1464 (487 amino acids)
Biological process (GO): transmembrane transport; carbohydrate transport
Cellular component (GO): membrane
Molecular function (GO): carbohydrate:proton symporter activity
Source: RefSeq, a predicted model, not a curated record
AUGGUGAUCCAAAACAAUCGCAUCGUCUCCUCCUUCAACCCCCGUCUCCUCUUCUCCUGCUCCCUCAUCGCCCUAUCCCAAGUAAACUUCGGCAUGGACCAAGGCGCCUUUAGCAACACGCAAGCAAUGGGUGUCUUCACGCAGAAGUUUGGCGAGUACAAUCCCGAUACAGACGCCUACGCGCUCAAUCCCACCUAUCUCUCGCUGCUCAACAGCUUGCCGUACAUAGGGUUCGCAGUGGGCCUGGCGUGUGGCGGGUUCGUCAGUCGACGAUUCGGUCGUCGCAUGAGCAUGUUCGUCAUGUGUCUCUGGGCACUGGUCGGCGCUACUAUCCUCGUCACGGCGCAGAGCAAGGCGCAAAUGCUGGCGGGUCGCAUCGUGGCGUACGUUUACAUCGGCAUGGAGCUGGCCGUCGUUCCGGUCUUUCAGUCGGAGAUUGUACCUGCGCAGGUGCGUGGGUUCGUCGUGGGAACGUAUCAGGCUGGGCUGUUGGUCGGCCAGCUGCUCAUGUCCAUCAUUUGUCGCGGAACAAGCGAUCUCAAAGGCGACGCGUCCUGGAAGAUCCCGUUAGGACUACUCUACAUCAUCCCCAGUAUCGUAGCAUGUUCGGUAUGGUUCAUGCCGGAGUCCCCUCGCCUCCUCAUGCUGAACUCCCAGCCCGAAAAAGCCCAACAAGCCCUCCAAUCCCUUCGCCGAGGCCGCUUCUCCGCCGAGCAAAUCGAGCACGAAUUCCAGCAGCUGCAAAACGCCCUGGCCGCGACCAAAACACCCGAGAACGACUGGCAGAUCAAGGAGAUCUUUCAGGGCUGGAACCUGCAGCGCACGAUGAUCACGAUCGGCACGAAUGUCUUCAUGCAGCUGACGGGGCAGAACUUCGUCAGCCACUACGGCCCCAUCUUCAUUCAGUCCUUGGGCGCCGUGAACCCGUUCAGCAUGUCUUGUAUCAACUCGGGAAUUAAUAUCGUCGUGGUGCUGGUGACGAUGGGGUUAGUGGAUCGUGUGGGUAGAGUCCCCCUCAUGCUCCUCGGCUCCCUCACCCAACUCACUUCCCGCCUCAUAAUGGGCAGCCUCGGCACCCUCUCCACGCCAUCCGGAACCAUCAAAGCCGUAAUAACCGCAACCGUGACCGUCUUCGGCGCCGGCUACUCCCUGGGCUGGGCCCCUCUCUCGCACGUCGUCGCCGCCGAAACCCCGACCUCCCGACUGCGCGACGUCACCUACACGACGGGGACGCUGUUCAACGUCGUCAUCCAGUUCGGGGUGUCGUUUGCCGUGCCGUAUCUCCUGUACGAGCCGGCUCGGCUGGGGAGUAAAGUGGGGUUUAUAUUUGCGGGGUGUGCGCUUGGGGCGGUUUUGUUUACGUGGUUUUGUGUGCCGGAGGGGAGGGGAAGGACGUUGGAGGAGAUGGAUGAGUUGUGGGAGAGGGGGGUUAGGGUUAGGGAUUUUAGGAGGAGGGAUUUGUAG